Molecule: messenger RNA, 1519 nt
Organism: Osmerus eperlanus (European smelt)
Lineage: Eukaryota; Metazoa; Chordata; Actinopteri; Osmeriformes; Osmeridae
Gene: acadm
Product: acyl-CoA dehydrogenase medium chain
Exons: 12
Coding region: 130-1398 (422 amino acids)
Biological process (GO): medium-chain fatty acid catabolic process; fatty acid beta-oxidation
Cellular component (GO): cytoplasm; mitochondrion
Molecular function (GO): medium-chain fatty acyl-CoA dehydrogenase activity; flavin adenine dinucleotide binding
Source: RefSeq, a predicted model, not a curated record
AGUCAUCUUACUAGUCAUGUGAUACAAACCGCUGUUGUGAUUGGAUACAAUAAUUUUUUUGGGGUGGUACAAAGGUGGUUGUAGUGCUCAAGGAUAUUCGUAAGAGACGACUGCUUCGCAAUCAUAACAAUGCUUUUGAACAAGGUUGUGAGGGCCGGGAUUCAGACAGGACUCCGGCUUCAGAGCACAAGUGCUACAGCCAGCGCAAGGGCAGCUACCAGUCCUGUAACGCAAGGAGGGUUCUGCUUUGAGUUUACCGAACAACAGAAGGAGUUUCAGGAGUUGGCUCGCAAGUUCGCCCGGGAGGAGAUUGUCCCAGCUGCAGCAUCGUAUGAUAUAAGUGGUGAAUAUCCCUUCCCCAUCAUUAAGAGAGCAUGGGAGCUGGGUCUGAUGAACUCUCACAUUCCAGAAGAUUGCGGUGGAAUGGGUCUGUCUAUUUUUGAUUCUUGCCUCAUCACAGAAGAGCUGGCCUAUGGCUGCACUGGAGUCCAGACUGCCAUCGAGGCCAACUCUCUGGGCCAAAUGCCAGUUAUCCUUGCGGGCAAUGAUGAACAGAGGAAGAAAUACCUGGGAAGAAUGACUGAGGAGCCACUCAUGUGUGCCUACGGUGUGACAGAGCCUGGGGCUGGCUCAGAUGUUGCAGGCAUCAAGACACGUGCAGUGAAGAUGGGCGAUGAGUAUGUUGUCAAUGGCCAGAAGAUGUGGAUCACCAAUGGUGGCAAAGCUAACUGGUACUUCCUCCUGGCCCGCACUGACUCCGAUCCCAAAUGCUCAGCCAGCAAGGCUUUCACAGGCUUCAUUGUCGACGCAGACACUCCUGGAAUCCUAAUCGGCAGGAAGGAGCUGAACAUGGGCCAGAGGUGCUCAGACACUAGGGGCAUCACUUUUGAGGAUGUGAGGAUACCCAAGGAGAAUGUCCUGAUUGGAGAGGGAGCUGGCUUCAAGAUCGCUAUGGGGGCCUUUGAUAAAACCCGGCCACCGGUUGCUGCAGGGGCCACAGGCCUGGCACAGAGGGCACUGGAUGAGGCCACCAGGUAUGCCCUCGAGAGGAAAACCUUCGGAAAAUUAAUCGCUGAGCACCAGGCGGUAUCCUUCCUCCUGGCUGAGAUGGCCAUGAAGGUGGAGCUGGCUAGGAUGGCCUAUCAGAGGUCAGCCUGGGAGGUGGACUCGGGCCGCAGGAACACGUACUACGCCUCCAUUGCCAAGGCCUACGCCGGAGACAUCGCUAACCAGGUGGCCAGCGACGCCGUACAGGUGUUCGGCGGCAACGGCUUCAACAGUGAAUAUCCAGUGGAGAAACUGAUGAGAGAUGCCAAGAUUUACCAGAUCUAUGAAGGAACUGCCCAGAUUCAGAGACUGAUUAUUUCUCGUGAACACUUUGGGAGAUUCAAGAAAUGAGCUGGAAAUGCUUUCGUCCUAUCCUUGCUGAAAUGUUAUCUGUCAGAUAUUUUAUAUUCACAUGAGUGGAAAUGAUCAAUUCAACUCAGGACACAGUAAACCGAAUGUUGGUUGCCUUGUA